Molecule: messenger RNA, 1602 nt
Organism: Verticillium dahliae VdLs.17
Lineage: Eukaryota; Fungi; Ascomycota; Sordariomycetes; Glomerellales; Plectosphaerellaceae
Product: quinate permease
Exons: 3
Coding region: 1-1602 (533 amino acids)
Biological process (GO): transmembrane transport; carbohydrate transport
Cellular component (GO): membrane
Molecular function (GO): carbohydrate:proton symporter activity
Source: RefSeq, a predicted model, not a curated record
AUGGGUUGGAGCACCCACGCCUCCGGGACCCUUGAUCCCCCCGAGGUUCGCAACUGGCGCAUCCAUCUUGUCGCCCUUGUCGCCUCCUGCUCUGCUCUUGCCAUGGGCUAUGAUACGGCCGUCAUCGGCGGCACCAUGGCGCUUGACUCGUUCCGCCGCGACUUCGACCUCGCUGGCAAGUCCCAAUCUCACCGUGAUACUGUCCAAGGCAACAUUGUCUCUACCUUCCAAGCCGGCUGCUUCUUCGGCGCCCUCCUCACAUUCCCGCUCGCCGAGAAAUGGGGUCGUCGCAAGACCGUCAUGCUCGCCGCUCUCGUCUUCCUCAUCGGAGGUACUCUCAUGACCGCCGCCCACGGCAAGCUCGAAAUGAUCAUUGCAGGCCGCGCCAUCGCCGGUCUCGGUAUUGGCGCUUCUUCUCUCGUCGUCCCUGUCUACAUUGCCGAAACAGCACCGCCGUCUAUCCGUGGUCGACUCGUCGGUAUCUUCGAAAUCGCUUCCCAAGGCGGCGGCAUGCUGGGUUUUUGGAUCAACUACGCAACAGACCAGACUAUCAACGUUAAGUCGCAAGCCCAAUGGAUCAUCCCCCUCGCUCUGCAACUGGUUCCCGGUGUCGGUCUAUUCUUCGGCAUGUGGUGGUGUCCCGAGUCUCCCCGCUGGCUCGCCAGAGGUGACGACUUUGAAGGCGCCGAGCGUAUCCUCUGCAGACUGCGCGGCCUCGACCGCGACCACGAAUACGUCCGCCGCGAGAUGGGCGAGAUCCGCCAGCAGGUCGAGGAGCGAUCAACCAUGCGCAUGAGCAAGAAGCAGCAGUUCAAGAAGCUUUUCCAGAAGGGCACCCGAAACCGCAUGGGCAUCGGUAUGGCGCUCAUGUUCCUCCAGAGUUUCACCGGCGUCAACAUCAUCACCUACUACGCCCCCCGCAUCUUCGAGACGCUCGGCGUGUCCGGUACCUCGCUGCGCCUGUUCUCGACCGGCUUCUACGGCAUUGCCAAGACGCUCGGCAUGAUCUGCUUUACCUUCUACGUCGUCGAAAAGGUCGGACGUCGCGAGGGCCUCAUCUGGGGUGCCGCGCUCGGCUGCAUUCCCAUGUGGUACAUUGGCGGCUACGUCAUGAGGGCCGAUCCCGCUGGUGCUGCUGCCGCCGGUGUCGUCAACCGCGAUGCCUGGGGCUACCUCGCCAUGGUCUGCGUCUAUGUCAACGGCUUCAUUAUUUGCGCCACAUGGCAGGGCAUCACCUGGACUUACUGUUCCGAGAUCUUCCCCCUCGACAUCCGAAUGCUAUGCGUUGCCAUCACCACCGCCGACACCUGGCUCGGCUCCUUCAUCAUUGCGCGCUCGACACCCUACAUGAUUUCCGAUCUCGGCUAUGGUGCCUAUUUCUUCUUCAGCGCCAUUCUCGUCUGCAUGGGUAUCUGGGCCUUCAUUUUCGUUCCUGAGACCAAGGGCAUCACUCUCGAGGAGAUGGACGCUCUCUUCAUGAAGCCCAUGCACAAGGCCGUCUGGGCCCAGCUGCGCGGCAAGAAGCUCGUGCCCGAGCGAUCCGACUCCGUCUCCGACGAGAAGAAGUACAUCGAGUCGGAGCAAUUCGAGAGAAAGGAAUAA